AUGGGUGUUGGCGUCGCGUUCGGCGUCGCGGCGCUCGCGCUGGUCGGCGGCGACGGCGCGACGGGGCGCGCCGCGCUCGGGGCGUUCACGGACGUUCCCGUGGCGUGCCUGGAGGCGUGUCGGAACGCCACGCCGACGCUCGUGAGCGCGCUCGAGGCGGAGCCGAUGGAUUGCGCGGCGAUUCAGACGACGGAGGAACAGCAGUGCGUGUUCACGGAACCGGCGUGCGGGCCGGGGGACACGCGCGUGGUGGAGGCGAUACAACAUCACUGCCCGGAUGCGUUGGAAGCAGAUCCGGCGUCCGCGAGCUCGGCGGCGUUGGGGCGAGAAAACGUCGUCGAGCCGGGGCCGACGUCUCUGGGGACGUACCGUCUCGCGCCGCGCCGCGUCGCGCGGAGCGAGGAAACCGCCGCGUUGAAUCCAGUGAAUCGGAGCGCGUACCGUUCGCCCGGGGUCGGUCGCCUCGGGAAGUGGGACUAUUCGGUCGCGAGAUUGCCGAGCAGACGCGAGAGACGCGAGGAGCGGAGGUUCACGCUGCACACGAGCUGCAUCGACGCCAAAAUCAGGAACAAGUGGCCCGAAAUUUUUGGCCCCGACGAGACGCUGACGCACGCGUACGUCGUUCACCACAAUAUGCACGAUAACGAUCCGAACCACGGAUUCUUUGAACUUCACGAAGGUGAAGAGAUGAUCAACGGCGCCGUGAAUUUCUUGAAAUGUGUUUCUACGAAGCUGGGACUCGUCUGCCCGACUUCAGAUGGCAUCUUCGAAGUCACUACGAGGGGUCUCAACUAUGAGUUUGGAUUCGUUGUGAAGAGUGAAAAUGGAAAGGCGCUGUACGAAAUCGGCGGUAACGGCGCUCCACUUUUUGAAAGAAAAUGUCACGAUACCCAACAGUUCGGCGCGUUCUGGAACAGAAUCGUGACGCUCGAACGCAACGCGAAAGACAUUUCGUACGUCUUCGGUGGGUGCGCUGCUUCGUGCCCGAUUCCCGAGUUUUGGUGCCCUGAAGGCUCUUGGUAUCUGGGUGGCACGUGUUCUCUCGCGUGUCCGCCGGGUUACGGCGGUAGUGGGUCGACUCCAACGACGCGACGGUGCACGCAGUGCCCAACUAACUGCAACAAGUGUCUGAACGGUCAGUGUACUGAGUGUACCAACAGGAAAUUCCUUCACAAUGGCGAGUGUCUCGCCGCGUGCCCGAGUGGAUUUCGGUCUGGGGGCUCGAAACGUCUGGUGAACGUGCAGCCGAGUGACUUUGAUGAGUUCGACACGUCAGAGGACGCGCUGUCGAGGUACUCGCAACCAGUAUUUGAAAAUGGCUACCCCAUGAUCUAUUUUGGACACGGGUAUGGAGUCACCGGCACCGCCGCCGCGGAGGAUGUCUUUCACCCUGCAUUGGACGACGCCAAUGAUUGGAACGAGGCUUGGAUAGGCGCCACUAUGGACGAUAGAUGUCAACUCGACAGAUAUUCGGCGGGCAGAUACUGCACCUUCGACCGUGUGAAUGGGGAUGGCGCCGGUAGCUGUUGCACGGCCUACGGUAAAACGGUGUAUAUUUCCAUCGUCGUGGAAGACAGCAGUAGCCCCGAAGCGGCGGAUCUCGUCGCUAAUGCGGGGUUCAGAACACAAGUUGGCUACAGAAGCGCGAACGGGCAGUGGAUGAACGCCAACUCGUGGCUCGGUAGCGCUGGAUCGCCGUACGGACGAUACGCUUGGCGCAACGUCACCUUCACCCUUCGCGUCAGGCGAACCGGCGACACAUCGUUAUGGAUCGGUCACUCCUUGAAAACGCACGGCGAGCCCACUCGCGCCGCCGAUUUCACCGGUAAUCUCCCCGCGGCUUUCGGCGUCGAAGGCGCGAACAUGGGACGCUUCAAAGCGCUCCAAGUCUCUAAAACCGGCGGCUGGGCGGAAGGCGGCGCGGUGGCGUCCGAAAUAAGCGGCGCGGUCAAAACGGAGAGGAAUUGGUUCACCGGUCGCACGUGCGUCGCCGCUUGAGUCCGCGCGCGUCUUUCGAAUUUUCUCGCUCCUCCAA
Messenger RNA from Ostreococcus lucimarinus CCE9901, 2035 nucleotides. RefSeq lists its product with no specific name. The coding region runs from base 1 to 1998 and encodes 665 amino acids. The record is from RefSeq and is a predicted model, not a curated record. The transcript has a single exon. NCBI's taxonomy places the organism in Eukaryota, Viridiplantae, Chlorophyta, Mamiellophyceae, Mamiellales, Bathycoccaceae.